Molecule: messenger RNA, 1614 nt
Organism: Prosopis cineraria
Lineage: Eukaryota; Viridiplantae; Streptophyta; Magnoliopsida; Fabales; Fabaceae
Product: F-box/kelch-repeat protein At5g43190
Exons: 1
Coding region: 184-1332 (382 amino acids)
Molecular function (GO): protein binding
Source: RefSeq, a predicted model, not a curated record
GUUUAUCAAAAAUGUGAAAGUCAAUGGUACCUUCUUUUGUUGUUUAGGUCGCUUCCAGUUCCUGCGGGUUUAAGCAGCUUUUCUCUAUUCAGUAUUUACUCACGGCAGCAGCGCAUAGGCUCGCUCGCAUCCUGUUUUUGCUUUCCACGCAAAACCAUCCGCACAAAACCAUUCUGAUUUCCGAUGAAGAACUCCGGCAACCACGCCCUCGUCGCCGUCCCCAGAUCCCCUGCCAAGUCUUCUUCAAUGGAUCACAAGAUUUGGAGCAGGUUGCCGCCCGAACUCCUCGAGCACGUCCUCUCUUUCCUCCCUCUCAAGACCUUCUUGAAUCUCAGAUCCACUUGCAAGGCCUUUAGGUCUCUCAUUUUCUCUCCCUCCUUCAUCGCCAAACACUCUUCAUCAUCAUCAUCUUCUUCUUCGACUUCUCCGCCUUUCUCGUCGUUUUUCUUGUUGUCUCAUCCCCAAUUUCACUGUCAAUUUCCUCUCUACGACUGUUUGCUUGGCAAUUGGCGUGACGUCUCUCUCUCUUUCUCCGAUUUAUUUCACAUCUCCGCGCACUCUGCUCUAAUCUCUUCCUCUGGUGGCCUUUUUUGUUUGUCUGACUUCAGUUCAUCUUCCCUGCUUGUUUGCAACCUCCUGGCCAAAUCCUGCAGAAAGAUCGAUCUUCCAACAACCUACUAUCGCCUGGAGCAUCUUACUCUUGUCUCUACUGCGAUCGGUUACAAGAUAUUCGUUCUCUCUUCUGAGUCAGCCUCGAACAGUGCCUUCGUCUACGACUCAGUUGCACUUUGUUGGGAACGAUUUGAUUGUUCUGACUUGAUUCUCAGCGACAACUACCACCAGCAAGGUGUUUUGUACAGUGGGGGUUUAUACUUUACGACUCCAGAACCAUUUUCAGUGGUUCGCUUUGAUUUUGGGAGCGGAAAAUGGCUGAGGCCCAAUACCUCUCUGCCCAGCCACGUCUCGUUUGUUCGAUUGGUCAGUGACGGAGAGAAGUUAUAUCUGGUGGGGGGUAUAGGAAGCAAUGGAAUCUCAAGGAGCAUAAAGAUAUGGGAAAUGGGUGAAAUGGGGAAUUGGGCGGAAGUGGAGACGUUGCCAGAGUUGAUUUGCAGAAAAUUUGUGUCGGUUUGUUAUCAUAAUUACGAGCACAUUUACUGCUUUUGGCAUCAAGGUAUGAUCUGCAUUUGCUGCUAUACAUGGCCAGAGAUCUUGUAUUUCAAAGCUUCAAGGAGGACUUGGCAUUGGCUUUCCAGGUGCCCCUCUUUGCCCGAGAAAUGGAGCUGUGGUUUUAAGUGGUUCUCUUUUGUUCCCAAGCUGUAUGCGCUUGUCUGACUCAGUUUCUCUUCAUCUUGACUUUGCGUAUCUUUCACUGAUCGUGUAAUUCUUUUCACAUGUUAGCAUGUUGUGUGCUUUCCUGAAAUCUGCUAAAUUUUGGAAUCCAGUUUUGUUCGUGUGCCUUGUGUAGGGAUAGAUGAUCCUGCCUGUCGAGAGUGUAUUUAAGUAGGAUUGUUUUUGUAUGAAUUCACUGUACAUUUUCACUUGAUGUGACAUAUUUCGAACUAAAUUUGGGUUGCCGUAUUUUUUUUUAAAUUUUAACAAUUUUAAUUCUAAAAA